AUGGAGGGUUUUAUUCCAGGCCAAGAAGGGUCAGCAGAAAUUGUGUUUUUCGAUAUAGAAACUACGGUGCCGAACCGAGCCGGUCAAAGGUUCUGGGUGUUAGAGUUUGGUGCCAUUGUAGUUUGUCCGAGGAACCUUGUUGAGCUAGAGAGUUAUAGUACCCUAAUCAAGCCUAAGGACUUGUCUGCCGUUGCAUUGAGGUCCGGCCGAUGUGAUGGGAUAACUAGAGAUACUGUUGCGAAUGCGCCCAGAUUCGAGCAAGUUGCUGAUAAGAUAUUCAACCUCUUGAAUGGUAGGAUUUGGGCUGGUCAUAACAUUCAAAGAUUCGAUUGUGUUCGUAUUAAGGAGGCAUUUGCUGACAUUGGUAGGCCUCCUCCUGUACCUGUUGGCAUCAUUGAUUCUUUAGGAGUUCUCAGUGACAAGUUUGGCAAAAGAGCUGGUAAUAUGAAGAUGGCAAGCUUGGCCAAUUACUUUGGGCUUGGGCAGCAAAAACACAGGAGCCUGGAUGAUGUUCGCAUGAAUCUAGAGGUUCUCAAGCAUUGUGCAACUGUGCUCUUUUUGGAAUCAAGCCUCCCUAGCAUAUUGAAUGGCAGUUGGCAGAGCUCCCCGACGAUAACGACACGGAGUAGAAGCGGCGCCGGAAAAUCGACAUGCUGGGAAGAAACCAGAAGGAAAUCAUCGUCCCCACCUUCAGUUGGAUAUCAAAGAUCAGUUCCCUACACAAGGGGAAGUUUGGGAAAGGUGACCGAAAGAAUGAAGAAUCUAUUGUGUAAAGCUCAAGGAAGCCAGCCUGUUAACAACUUGCUCAAGCAUUCUCAUUCACUGCUCAGAUGAAUCAGAAAAGAGUAAGUUCAAUGAGAAUAUGGCAUGAAGCACAA
This is a messenger RNA of Hibiscus syriacus, 878 nucleotides long. RefSeq names its product protein NEN4-like. Gene Ontology annotation, molecular function: 3'-5' exonuclease activity; nucleic acid binding. NCBI's taxonomy places the organism in Eukaryota, Viridiplantae, Streptophyta, Magnoliopsida, Malvales, Malvaceae. The record is from RefSeq and is a predicted model, not a curated record. The transcript has 4 exons. The coding region runs from base 1 to 834 and encodes 277 amino acids.